AUGUUCCUCCGCGCGCUCCUCGGCCGCGUGUUUACGCUCCUUCUCCCGGUCACCCUCGCAGCCUCCGUCUACCUCUACCUCUACCCCGUCUUCAAUGGCUGUGGGUUCCCUCUGCCUCGAGUUCAAUCCGCAACUGGCGAUAACGCUUCGAUUGUCAGCAGGCUGCAGCAAAAUGUCGCUGUCAAUACCUUCCUCCAACACCUCCGCACCCCGGACGCGACGUCGGACAACCAACCCGCCAUUUUUCGGCUGCUAGUCCUCGCGGACCCGCAGCUUGAAGGCGACUCGUCUCUGCCAUUGCCUGAUUGGAAGCUUGUUCCGCGCAUGCGCAAACAUUGGGCUGCUAUUCAGGAAGCAGUCGUCGAAGCCUCUGCGACGAUGCCCCUCCCAAAGGCCCUCCUCGACCAGAAUGUUCUCGAUAAUAUUACGACUGGGUUGAAGACGUUCGUUACCGAGGAUGUAGCCCGGUCUGUUCGUGCGACCCUGAAGCAGGUAGACCUGUUCGGAAACGACUACUAUCUUGCGCAUAUCUAUCGUACCCUGUUCUGGUGGACUCGGCCAACGCAUACAACAGUGCUGGGCGAUCUUCUGGGGAGCCAAUGGAUUGAUGAUGAGGAAUUCUCGUGGCGCAGUACGCGAUACUGGACACGGGUUUUCCGUGGAGCAGAGCGCGUGGAUGAUAAUCUUACCUCGACGGGGGCGCUGGCUGGUGGUCAAGGCCAUGCUAAGCAGCAAUUGGAACCCCUGGGACCAGAGGCAGAUCCAGCCUGGCCGAGGCGCAUCAUCAAUAUCGCGGGGAAUCACGAUAUCGGAUACGCAGGGGACGUGAGCAAGGCGCGGAUGGAGCGCUUUGAGCGCGAGUUUGGCCGCGCCGAUUGGGAUAUUCGCUUCCAGCAUCCUCCCGUUUCGCGUGGAGGUAACGACUCUGAUGGGUCGGUCAUUACGCCGACGUUGCACCUUAUCAAUCUGAACACGCUUCUUUUUGAUACGCCUGCUUUGGUGGAGGAUCUUCAGACUCGCAGCUACUCGUACCUGAAUGACCUGAUCAGCGAGCGCCUGUACCCGGUUGAAGACCGCUCAACGUUCACCCUGCUUCUUACACACUUGCCCAUGCACAAGGGAGAUGGGAUCUGUACCGAUGGGCCCUAUUUCACUUUCCAUGAUGAAGAUGACAGCGAUGGACUGGAUGGCGUUCCGCGGUGGAAGUCCGGCGGUCUGAGAGAACAGAACCACCUCAGUGAUCACAUUAGUGCUAGCGGUAUCUUGCAGGGUAUCUUCGGCUUGAAUGGUGACGAGAAUGCCGCUCACGGUGGCUAUGGCCGGAAGGGACUUAUCCUAACCGGCCACGAUCAUACCGGCUGCGACGUUAUCCACUAUAUCAACCGGACCGCCGAGAGAACCGGCGAACCCGAAGGCUCUUCUGAGACUCAGAGCUGGAAGUGGGCUGCCAAGCGCUUCAACAAGUACAGACCGGAGAAGCUGACUACCCCGUCAAUCCGCGAGGUGACCCUGCGCGCUAUGAUGGGCGAGUUUGGAGGGAAUGCGGGCCUUCUCUCGGCUUGGUUUGAUGCCAGCAUUGGUGAAUGGGAUUACGAGAUUACGAUGUGUCCGGCUGGUGUACAGCAUAUUUGGUGGACGGUGCAUGUGCUGAUUUUGGUCACCGUGAUUGUUGGAUUACUUGUAUUGGUUACGAGAGUGUUGGACACUGAGACUGGUGAGCUUGAGACGAGUAAGAUGACGUAUUGGGAUGCGUCGAGAUCGAAGGAUGAGAAGCCUGUUGAGAAGGUGUCUAGAGGACAGACGCCGGGUAAGGCUCGUGGUGACGAUGACUCGAAGAGGUAA
This is a messenger RNA of Penicillium subrubescens, 1842 nucleotides long. RefSeq lists its product as uncharacterized. The transcript has a single exon. Lineage: Eukaryota; Fungi; Ascomycota; Eurotiomycetes; Eurotiales; Aspergillaceae. The record is from RefSeq and is a predicted model, not a curated record. Gene Ontology annotation, biological process: GPI anchor biosynthetic process. The coding region runs from base 1 to 1842 and encodes 613 amino acids. Gene Ontology annotation, cellular component: endoplasmic reticulum.